Molecule: messenger RNA, 32574 nt
Organism: Caenorhabditis auriculariae
Lineage: Eukaryota; Metazoa; Nematoda; Chromadorea; Rhabditida; Rhabditidae
Source: the annotation of a GenBank genome assembly
AUGGUGGUCAACCAACCGGGCGCGUCCUCGUCAUCGUCGUUGGCCUCGGCGACGGCGGCCUCGGGGACCGUCGGCGGGCCUUCCGGGCCGGCCUCGGGCUUCCGCGAGAGCCGCCAUGUCACCGUCCACGGUCUUCCAACCAACCUCUCCGAGGAGAAGAUCCACAACUUUUUUCAAACGUCAGUUUGUUAGAUUCUCUUUUGUACUUUCGUUCUAAGUUACUGCGCUCUAGGCUAACAGGCUUCAAAAGAAUACCAAAACAAUGGACUUUUAUCCUGGUUUAGAAUCUGUGCCCCAAAGUUGCCAUAGAAGUCUGUGUAAAAAGAUUCAGAACUUUUGAUUUGAAAAAAGCUCCAGGCGCGAUAAAUCUUGCAGAUUUUUAUCGGUAUUUUUUCAUUGAAGUUUUUUUUUGCGAGUGUGAACCUUUAAUCUCACCUUCUUCCUCUCUUUCAAUUUUCACUUAAGACCGUUUUGGCGAAAAAUUCCGUCAGAAUGAUGGAUUUUAACCUAUUCUUUGUCUUAUCAACUUAUCUAGGAAGCUUUUUUUUCUUGAAUCGAUUUUUGAACACUAUAUUAUCUUUAAAAUUAAAUUCGAAGUGAAAAUUUUAAAAUUUCUGUCCAUUUUUCUUGUGAGAAUUUCAAAAAAACAAACGAAUCAGACCGAUUUCUCAACCGCAUUUAUUUGGAGGCUUUUUUUCAAUUUUCUCACGAUCCGAUUGACGUGUGACUUUUCCAUUGGAAAAUGUUUAUAAUUGAUUUCAAAAUGCUUUUUUUGUCGAGAACCUAUCUUCACAGGGAAAAAAGCAAAAUCUCUCCCGUUCAAUCAUUUUUCUUCCCAAUUCUUUUUUUUUCUUCGAUCGGCCAACCUCUGGUGGUCGUUGAAAUGUCUGUAGGCGGCGAGUGGAACCCGAUUUUGUCCUCUCCACUUGUUUUUCUCGUUAAUAGGGGUGGAUAAUCGGGUAUGUGGCCAGAAGAAGCUACAGGACAAAAUUGGAUGGAAAAAUAGAAUCGUGGUUGAUUUUUUUUUUUCUGUGAAGAAAUUGUCCCAUUGAUUAGUUCACUGGGAGGUGUACAUCAUUAACGCAAUUUUUUUUCACUUUUUGAGCAUAGUUCAUAACGAUAAUUGAUUAUUCCGCAGCUCUAAGAGUUCAUUUUGAGACGAUUUUUCAAAAAAUAAAAAAUUCUCAAAUCUAUGAGCUUCAGCUUAUUUUGAUAAAUUUUCUCACUUCUGAGUUUGAAUAAUACACAAAAGUUAAUGCAAAUAAUUCAAUUUUACAACGGUGAGUUAGCUUGUAAAUUGCUAUAGACAGAUGUUUUCAAAAAUAAGAUUCUCCCAAAAUGCUCUUUUUGGUCUUUUUUUUAAGACGCAAAAGUCUUGCAAGUCGAAAAAACAACAGAAAACGGUCCCUCACCGCGAUACUCACAUGCAUUCAGUCAUUUUGAACACUCUGAGUAUUUAUCUUUCAACACAAUAUAUCAGCAAAAGUCUCUCCAACUUCACAAACCGAUAAAGCAAACUCUUACGUGGAGAAAAGAUCAUUCCGAGCUCUGUUCAGACGUUUUCUGAUGCUUAAUUGGUACAAAAAUUAUUUUUUCGAGACAUUGAUCGACAAACAACUUUUUUGCACUGAACAUUGAACACACUGGCGUGCGCGAUUUUGCAAUAGAUUAUCGAUUGGUAGCUCGACGGCCGGUCGCCUCACGACCUCCCCCCAUUCGCUCACCGGCCUCUUUAUCGACGCGAACGAAACGCGAUUUCUCUUCCCUAGCCUCAGUCGUCGGUUCGGAGGGAAACGAAAACUGAAACCCUGAAAACUGCGGGGGUUAAAACACAAAAAAAGAGUCAAAAUAAGAAAAGUUUGUGCUGUGGAAUUUUAGGUUAUUGGAUCUUUUGAAAGUUUUCAGUUUUAGAUUUGAUGUUCUAUAAGAGGAACUGGAUCUGAUUCUGGUCAGACUGUAUUGUUUUCUACCUAGAACUGAGCUCCAAAAGAUUUCUUGUUCUGUUACUAAUGGAAUAAAACCGUUUUUUUUUGGAGUUCAGGGCGUUUCACAAGUUUUAUAAGGCGUUCUAAAUCGGGUUGAAAGUGAAAAAUCAGGUAGAAAGUGAAACACUUUGUUUGAAACUUUAAAAUAGAUAUUUUCACUUCGAAAAACUUUUUUGAGCUUUUAAACUAAAAAUUAAACCGUUUACUUGAAGUUUGAUUCUUUUGAUUUCUCAUAAUUGGAUGUAGAGAAAGAAAAACGAUUUUUAUUGCCAUUAAAUGCACCUGGAACUUUCCAGCUGUAAUUUUCCGUUCCGGAAUUGAGCUUUUUUUUUCUAAUUCUUGGUGUACUAUUGCUCCAAAAAAAAAGCUAUUCUAUCAAGAAUGCUGAUCUUCAAUCUUCUUUGAAAAUAGCUCAAUAGUUUCAAUUUUUCUUGGUAGUUUUGGCGCCUAGAUAAAGCCCUCAUUAUUUAAAAAAAGGCUAUUUUUUUCAAAUUUUUCUUAGUUCAUUUUCAGAAUCAAAGAAAAGUCCCAAAUUGCUAACUCGAAAACAAAAAGGUAUAAACUUUUUGAGACUCACUUCACGUUUCGAACCCCCAGACAUAAAUCAUUGUUUUGAAAAGACUACGUUUCAUCGUUUCCAAUUUAUUGCUUUGCGGAGCUCGCCUCCGGUUGCUUCAUAGAUGAAAAAUUGUCAGUUGCUAUGCAACAAUGAAAAAUUUGAAUUGAAAUACGUUGCGGAGUGCUUUGAAACAUCAAAAAAGCCAUGUUCCAAGCUGGUUUUUAUGGGUUUUUUUUCGACGAAAAAUUUUGAGGGACAUAAAAGAAAUGUUCUUGGGGACAGAUUCAUGUUUAUGUUUUUUUUGCUGGAAAAUUUUAUUGGAAAACAUUUUUUCUCCGGAAAGUCCCAUUCUUAGAUGAUUACUAUGGUUACUGAAAAUGGUCAGAAAUAGGGGAAGAAAUGGAAAAAAAGAAGAAAAAAACGUUCCGAUAGACUUGUACUUCAGAUAUUCGAUUUUUCCGAACGUUGAUAAUAAUAAAUUAUUUUUCGAGAAUAUGAAAAAAAAUAUGAGUGGAAAAGAGAUAAAGAAUUUGAAUAUCUGCCCUCGAUGCCCAAUUUUUCUGUAGCAGGCUCGAUAAUGAAGAUGAAAAUUGAACCUUGCAUCCCAUUUUAUUGAAGUCCUUAAUUUUUUGUUUCAGGCUCAUCGAUAGAGCAAAGUAUGUUAGUUUUUGAGCUUUUUUUCUAAGCUAAUUUGUGUCUUUCAACAUUUUCCCCAAACUCAGAACUUUGGUUGUGUUUUAAAAAUAACUAUUAAUUAUCAAGGAAGCGCAAUUUUCACGGACUUUUCAACUGUUCGUCAAACGAAUUUUGUAGCCUUUCGGUUUCAGAUACGGUCGUGUGCAGAGAGUAGAGCCGCGGAAGGCCGACGGGAGCGUCGUGGUCAGCUUCAUGGAAGUGAGGUCGGCCCUGAAGGCUCACGCCGGCGAGCACCGCAUCGACACCCUGCCUUUCCGCAUCACCUUCCAAGAACCCGACGCGAACAGGUACCUUUUCUUGUCCUUCACCAUGAUAUACGAAAUGCCGUGGUCGCACUUGGAAUGGCUUGGCUGCAAAAUUGUUUGUCUCAAGGCGCGUCAUACCAGGAAAAAAAACUUGACACGGUGGCAUUGGUCACCAUGAAAAAAGGUUCUAAAAAUGCAACACUCUGAGCCAUUCCAAGUGUGACCGAAUCGUUUCAAACUACCUAUCUUUCUAGUAUACUGACGGACACGAUUUAUUGCCUUUCUUCGACAAUUCUUCUUUUUUUUUCUUUUUACCCGUUCUACCUUCUUGUUAUUUUCUGAUUGUUCUGCGAACUUGGAUACGACUCGAUUGCAAGUUCUUUUUUUUUUCUUUGGUUUUCCCCAUUAUUCUGGUUCUUUCCAGUUUUUCGAGUUUCUCUGUUAUAAGUUUAUUGGGGUCUAGGUUACACGAGAGAAAAAGAGUUGAUACCAUUUUCCGACGGUUAGUAGUGAAUUGAAAAUUUGAAGAGCUUGAUGGAAUCGAAGAAAAAGACGUAAAUCACGUUUUUUUUUCUUUUUGGACAGCUUUUAAGAUAUUAUUGAGAGGCGCUUAUGAAAGGUUGGAAUCAUGAAACGUGAGGUCAAAAAUCGGAAAUUAUCGUACUUAUGAAAGCUUUCUAAUCCUUUAUUAAGGUUCCGACAAAUUCAAAAAAAUUUUUUUCCAAGGAAAGCUCAAAUUAAUUUUCUUGAAAAUUUCAAUUCAUGCUUUGAAGUCACAUUGUUUGUAUUUCACAGAAAUUUGAACAAACUCGAAAAUUUUGUAAGGUGAUCAGGUUUGCUUAUCAUCUCAAAACGGCCGUCUGUUUGUACAGCCACAAAUUUGGCCCCCUUCGUCGUUACGUUCAGUUUUGCCGCGUCCAUCGCUCGGCACGAUGCCAACGAUUACACGUCAUCAAAACGAGGGGGCGAGAGACGGCAGACGGACAACGAAAAGCUGACUCUCAAUGCCUAACUCUCUCCCUCUGUCCCUCUCUUUCUCUGUCUCUCUAUCCUGUCGUUUGUUCUGUGAUAACGGAAGGAGAGGUUUAAUGACAGCUCAAUGAGAUUUUGGCGCGCAAAUUGCGCAAACUUUGGGAUUUUAAAGAGAUAUUGGGAACUGAUCUGAGGAAAUCACCAUGAAUAUCAAAUUCUGAGUCAUAUAAUUUUUUUUUUUGGACAAAUUGUCUUCCCGUUGAAAAGAGUAGCAGAUGCUUCGAAAUUGAAUUUGAACGUGAUAAAUGGAAGGUUUACGAGCGAUAUUGGGAAAAAAAUACUGUAACUGAACCAUAAAAAAUUUCAUUUCUGAAAAAUUGAAUGAAAUUUGGAAGACAAAUCGCUUUCAAUUGAGCGAAAUCGACUUCCGAAAUUUCGAACAAUUGAUGAUUGGGAAGAAUAUUAACUAAUGUGUCCUCAACUCUUAACACAACAGCUUAUUAUAACAAUUUCUAACCCGCUUACUUAUUUUAUGCAUAAAAUUUUCCCGGGAGCGCAUAAGAUUCGACUCAAUAGCCUAAUUUCGACCUAUCUACUUUUCAUAUUUCAGCUUACUCCAGUACGCCUUGUUAUCUUUUGAUUUUGAAAUGGAUGAGGAUGGUGUUUUAAAAAAGCAACCACUGAAAAGAAGUAAGCCUCUAGAUUUAUCCAUGGAGCGCAAAUUUUUCGACCAAACAGCCUAGUUUCCGAAUUUUAUACUUCCUACCUAUCUUACGGUUUAUUUCAAUGGAACGGGUGCCGGUGAUGGUAUGAAAAUCGCCUUUCAAAAAUAGACCUAUCCUAUCUAAUUUAUCAUUGGAGCUCAAAUAACCCAAAACUGACUUUUCGCCCCUGCUGGUUCGUUUCUUAUCUGUAAACGAUAAAUAUCUUUCUCAGCUCUUCUUGACUGUUCACUGUGCAACCAAAACAACCGCUUCUACUCGAUGACACCUAACCAUUUUCAGGCAAACGAUAAAGCGGCCCACGUCUUCUUCUUCGACGUCGACCUCUUCACAUCUGCACCGUCCGAGAGAUCAUGGGUCCGUUUCUAAAUUUUUUUCUUCUAAUAUAAACUUACCUGCAUUAACGCUGCUUCUCCACUCACAAAAUCUUUCAAGAACUUCUAUUUUUUUAAACUUGACUGAAAAACUUAUCAUGUGAAAAAAAAGUCUUUCAAAGUUUGAUUUUGCUCGCUUUCAAAAGCGUCUUCGAAAAGCUUUUAGCGGAUUAACUUUACACUGACAAUCUCGGCUCAAAUCCUUCUGCUUUUGAAGACCCUACUUUCUAUAUGUCCCAUGCAGUUUGUCAAUCUUUUUCCCCAUAUUCAGUCUUCGACAACUGAGAACUCUUAAAUAAUACCUUCUCUUGUCUAAAACUUAAUUUAUUUGAGAACUUAUGGGAGUGCACAGUAAAUAGGAAAGAAGAGAAAAGAGAAAAAAAAAGGUGGACAGGUCGCCGACUUUUUUUUUCGACUUUUUGCCUCCCCUCACCCGCUGAGGCUAUAUGGCUCUUUGUCGAUUUUGUUCGUAAAAAAAAAAACCUUUUUCGCGCCUUUUUGCUGCUGUUUUUUUACUAAAUGAAAGUCGAUUAUAUAUUUGACUGAUGUCUUUUUGAAUAUGUCUUGAAGUUGUCCCGAACUUUCGAUCGGCUGGUCUGAAAAAGAUCAGCUGAGAAAAAAAAUCGCCUUCUCUUCAGACUCAUCACGAAGCGCAAACUUCGCUCUGUUGCGAUUUUUUUGCGUUCUUUUUUCUUGUUCCUUGAUUUUUAAUAUUAGAUUCAUGCAAUCUUGUCUCUAAUUAAGUUUUUUUGUUGCGUACCGAAUUUAGCUUUUUCUUUUUCAAAAGUGCCAAAUUUCGUGCUAAAAAAAUAUUUUAAUAAAAAAACUCUGUUUCAUGUUUUUUUCAAACCGAUCACGCUUUUUUUGUAAGAUUAUUUGUUUUUCCUUGGUAAAAUCCGUUUCAAAAAUUUGAAUGCGAUCCUCAUUUUUAUGGUAUAAUAUUUUUUUAUUGGAGUAGAGUAUAUUAUUAUUAUUUUUUUGAAUGAACUGGAAAGAAAGGAAAGUGGUCUUCAUACGAGACUAUUUGGGUUAGUGAUAGAUUAGCACUGCGGGUUUGAGCUAAAGUUGUCGACGGAAGAGCGUAUAUUUAUUUUUGGCCGAGAGGCUCGCCAAUUGACCUCCCAUUUCUACCUUUUCCUCCACGUUCUCAUGCUUAUAUUCUUUUUCAGUCGACUCAAAAUUAAUUGAUUAUUAUCAAGUGCUUCAAUUUCGAUUAUUCGGUGGUUAAUCCCUCCUUCCCUUUUCCGAGAAAAAUAUACUGGAAUUCAAGCCUUUUCUCUUAGUUGAAACAUUCUGGUCGCAUUAAGAACGGUUCAACGCGAAGAGGUCGAAUUGAAAAAAAAUGCUAAAAUUUUUGCGAUGGAUUGACUCCACAGUUCUCACGUUUCCUAUUUUUUUUCCAAAGGUGUACCUUUUUCUUAUUUUAUUUAUUUAGCCCUUGUCUCUCCUAAUAUGCAAAUUCACUAGCUGAUACCUUGAGAACGUUUUUGUUUGCAUUUCUCACGGGGAGGUUGUUUUACUGACGACUGUUCUCCCAUGAUGCGAUUUUUUUUUUCUUUCAAGUGCUCGAAAACUUUUUGAGUUAAGAAUUGGGCUAUUGGUCAGCUAGAACGGCGCUUUUAAAAGCUGGAAGAUUUUGAAAAAAUUGUUUGUAGAAUUUUUCAAACUUUGUAAUGGUCCGAAUAGGAGAUUUCAUGUUUCUUUUUCAAACUGAAAAAAGAGAUAAACUUCUAGUUUCAUCUUUGGGGCUAAAGAUUUUUUCAAGCAUUUUCGCUGUUUUUUGCUUGAGGUUUAUGUUUAUAUGCCUUUGUUAAUUCUACUAUUCUCGCCUCAUCUCCCGGAAACGCAAUUCUUUCCAUGGACUAUCCAAUCUUAUACUUUUCAGGCCCAGCAGCUCAAACCACGAGUCGAUCGCCGGUGUCAGUUCUGCGAACGCAGCACUCACCGCCGUCAGCUCGACUGCUGCGUCGACGUCAAACGCCGCGACGGCCGGCGUCCCUGCGACUCACACCGUCGUCAUCGAUCGGCUGCCCAAUCGAAGUGAUAUCACGAUUAAGGUUCAACUUUCCUCUCAAUACUUUGAAGUUCUAAAAAAUCUACAGGAACAACUACGCGAACCACUGAGACGGUUUGGCCGUGUCGUCGAGAUCAACAUCGAAACCGACGGCAACGAAACCAAGCGGGCGACUGUCUUGUUUCGGAGGUGAGGCAGUCUUCUGUUUGAGAUUUAUGUUUUAAUUGAGAUCAACUUUCCCCUCCUGAUUCCCUACCGAAGUUUGUCAUCCUCCGUUAUUGUUUCUUUUUCAGCCUCGACGUCGAGAAAGUCCGCGGCGAACCGUUCUUGCCUAUCCUUGGAAGCCGUGCUCGUCUGCGACUGUGCAGUUCGAAUACGACAAACGCAACGACAUCUUCGGCUGCAACGCCGUCGACCAGCGGCGCUGCUCCGGCUGAGGGAACGUCGUCAAGUCGGCUGUCAUCUGCCGCGACGACGCCUUCCACCUCUUCGGGAGUUCGAGCUGCAGCUGAUGCAGUGGCUGAUGAACUGCCGGUGGAUGGCUUCCAUCCGAAGUCUUCGCGAACAAUGUACGCAAACGGGUUGGAGACGCGAAUCUCGGAGAGUACACUACGGCAAAGAUUCGGCAAGUUCGGCGACAUCCUGGACGUCGAGGUGAAGAACAGCGAGUCACCGUCGCCGUACGCCUUCAUCCAGUUCGUCAAUAUCGACUCUGCGGUCAACGCCAUCAACGCCAAUACUCCUAUUGCCAGCACGAGCGCCACCGCCAGCAAGCGCAAGGAGAAGGUAUUGAAAGUUGGGUUACAUAGGAAAGGCUUAAAGGUAGUUUGGUUUACUAGUUGAGCUCAUGAUCUACUAGCCACUUUUCACAAAAAAAGGGAAGAACCAUAGUUACGAAAUUAAGAAUACUCUGUAAAACGUGGAAUAACACUUCAUUUUACAGAGCAAGACGUUUUUUGGUCGAUCUAUGGUCUCGGACAAACUCUGGCUUGGCCAUAUUCCUGACUGGGUGUCCGAAGAUCAAGCUGAACACAAGAUCAAGUCCCUGAGCGCGGCUAUUACUGAUAUUACUGUCGAUUCUCGGCUCCAUGAGGCUAUCGUUAUUUUCGCGACGCAAGAGGCGGCGACCCAAUGUCUGAACCGGCUGAAGUCGGGUACUCCAAAAUUGUGAGUUUCUUUUUGGAAUAUUUUUUGUGUUUUUUUCGAAUAUUAUUCUUCAUUGAUGUUAUUUUUUGUUCUUAUUUCUCCUGUUUGAUCUUUUGGCAAAUUUUUUUCUCGUUGUACCGAGAACUUUUGGCUUGGAAAAAAUUUUUAUUCUAUAUUUUUCUCUUUCUUUCAUAAACUGCCUUUGAUAUCCGCUAUGAACUACUUUGAUCUGUUCAAAAAAAAUUUUCUUUCUACUUUGGAUCCAAAAAGUGCUCAUUUUCAACUUUGAAUAUGAUCAAGCGUGAUUUCAAACUGGACCUAUAAUGUAUACGAAAAUUACGAUUUUUUGUUUUGGAUAUAAAAAAACAUUAAGUCUAGUUUGUCAUUCACUUAACAAUGCUUUUGUACGACUUUUUUUUAAAUUCGGUGACAAUUAGUUAAAGUUAAAAAUAGGCGAAUCGUAUGGAUGUAUAAUGAUAAUGUAAUAGUGAUAAUGGAUGGAGGAAUAAUUCUAUUUUAAAACGUUUUGACCCAUUCUAAAUGCGAAUUCAAGCUUUUUUAACACAGUAUUGAAUCCAAUCCCUGAUUCAAAACCAUCCAAAUUAUCCUAUAUGUUUACAUGACGAUUUACGAGCAAGCGUUACUGAUCUUCUGCCGAGAAUUUUGACAAACGACGGAAAUUAUUCCGAAUUCUCAUCUAAAAUCCCCUUUACUUUCUCAAAAAAAAAUUUUUGAGCAUAAUAUCAAACAAAAAAGAGGAAAGAUGAGGCAGAAAAGUCUAGAAAAGCGGAGUGAAAGGCGAGGGGAACGGCUCGCUUGUCGGUUUCGAGCCUCGGCCGGUGGGAGUCCACCUCCUCCCUACUUGCACAACUCGCCGGCCAACCGCCUCGGGUCGAUAUUCAUGAGAAGACGUCGUCUUUCUCACUGUGUCUCGACCCUCCGGCUCUUUCUAUCUCUCAUCCGGCUGCCCAGUCCUCGUCGUCGUCGUCGACGUCGUCGGCUCCAUGUCGAUUGAUAUUUAUACUCGAAGACGUCGGGGUGAAUUAAGCCGACAACAGCUUUUCUUUUCAAAUUUUUUUUUUCGAGUCUCUCACAUUCAACUACUACUUUGUUAAUCCCUGACACUAUCCUUUCCAUCUUUUGCUGGCCAUUUGAUGAUUAAUUUUGAAGAUUUUUCACAACUUCUAACUCUUUUUUAGCUCUUCAAAUGGUUUCACAGUAGCUUACAUUUACGGUUAACGAAUUAGGGUAACCGUAUUACUUGAGAAUACCAUUUGAAACCGUAUUAUCAGCUUCCAAGCUUUUUUCGCUCAUUUUUAAACACGUGAAGUUUUACAAAAAUGCCUUUGAUGACAAUGGUUCAAAAAUACAUGAUGGUUUAAUAAGCUUUAUCGUGAUUUUUUUGGGACGCUUUCCCGGAAAACGUGCUCCUGAGAUAUUGUCAUACGAUUAAGCAUGUUGUCUUCUGUGUUUCGAAACUUUCCGAUUCACAUUUUUAGUUUGGAACCCAGCGUUGUACUGAAAGCUCUUUGAUAAAAAAUAUUGAUUAAAAGUUGAGUAUAAAAGUUUGAGGGUCCUUAAUUUUAACUUUCUGUCUUUGAAACGUCCACAUUUUUCAUUGAUAACGCUAGAAUUUGUUUUGAAGUAAUUUCAAUACUCUAUUCUCUGUGUCUGUCUUCUGUUUUCUACAUCGAUAAUUUUUUUUGAAGCGUUUCUGGUAGUUUUUUAAAGCUCUCCGGUAUGCAAUGUUUUUUUCGCAUCGCAAGUUCCAAGACUGAAUUUUUAAAAGUUUCAUGUUUCCUAAGGACUUUGAAUUUUUUUGAGAUCUUUUUUUGAAGCUCCUAUGAUUUUUUUAAAUGAUUCUUUCAAAAAUUUUUUUAGUUUUUGAAAAAAAUUUUUUUUCUGGGAUAGUAUUAUCUAGGCCUACUUUUUCCAAACAAACAACCUUUUCCUACCUAACUUAUCAAAUAUUAAAACUUUUCGAUAUCUGCAAGCUCCUUUCACAGUUUAAAAAGAUAGAGUACUACAGAAUGUAUCCGAUGAGAAUAUUGAUUCGAAAUCAAAUUUUCCCAUGGCUUCCAGACGCUAUUUACUGUAAUUGUUUGAAUGGAUUUGCUGGAUUUAGCUUUUCAACGUGAAGGAUCUGCGUAGACAUAAUCUUAUUGUUUUUUUUUCGGAUCGUUUUUGUGAGGUUUCUGUCUUGAAAAAGCUAUUCUUCAAUUCAUCAUUUUUACUUUCUUGUUUCUUACAUAAUUUAGAGAUCCUAAAGGGAAAAUUUGUAAUCUCUCAAUCAAGAGUCACCGCCUUAUAAUCUGCCUUUUGAGAAAUUAUAUCACGCCUUGAAUUUUUUCUGACGUUUCGUAGUUUUGAUCCUUCUGAAAAUCUCCAAAACCUUUUUUAUCCGUUCCAUGAUCGUCCACGCUUUUUUUUUCCUGUACUUUACAUUGGUUCUGUCGUCAAAAGUAGCUGGAUUCGCUAUGAAAAUUAAUUUUGGUCAGAAAUUUGUAGGUAAUGGACAGUUCCACAAUAAUUUCUUGACGUUUCUCUGAACAUCUCAGAUAUUUUUUUUCUAGCAAAACUGAUAUUUCCCCGAAAAAAAGCCAAAACUGGACAUGUUUUGCUUUUACAUCACAGCUUUGAAUAGCCUCUCAUAAGAAGAUUUUUUCAGAUUCAAAUAAUAAUCUUUCUUGAAAUUUGCCUCUUUUAGCAAGACUUUUUGAAAAAUUGACUUCUCAUAGAAGCUUGUUAAACGUCUUUAAAAACAAAUUCGAAAACUUGGACACUAUGAAACGUAGUUCAAUUAUUUUUUUUCCGAAAAGUCUUUUUUUUUCAUUGAGCGUCUGUGCAGGCGUAUUUUUCUCUCAGUUUCAGAUUAUUAUUAUUUUUCAAUCUUUUGUAUCUUUCUUGUAUUGAUGAAAGUUGCUGAACAAAACAAAAGAUUGAAAUGAAAUAAGUUUAAAAUAAAAAUUGAGGCUUUUCUCGGUGGAGCGCACUUUUUUGACCUUUUCCGGUUCAUUUUGGUUAGCCAGUUUUUCUUUACGUGCUCUAAUAUUCACUCUUCCAAGAAUCUCCUAAAUUGGCGUUUCCGCCUGCAUAAUCCGUAGAAAAAGAAGAAGGAGGAAAAGAAGCCCUUUUUGCGUGGAAGGCUCAAGGCAAUCCAAACGACGAAAAGAGUUGAAAAACGGGCAACCUACCGCCGCCGCCGAAUUCGUCCAUCCUGGAAGGGCUAUCGAAAAAGCCACGCGCAGAGGAAAAGCCGCGAGGAAAUUAGCCAAAUUUGCUUAUUCGCGAGCCUGCACACGACACCCCGCUGAACGUUGCCGCGACGGCGAUUGCUCCAAUUACUCCCUGAGUCCUAAUUUGUUCCUUUUUGUGUGUUCUGGGACUUCAUCUACUGAUUCUCAGAAGUACAUCCCUUCCGCUUUGAUAGGGAAAAUGUCGAUUAUUUUUAGCUUUUUUUUUGUGACCAUAAAGAGACCAUCUUCAAGGACGUUCUCCUGAGUAUUUCCGAAUGGAAGCCAGUACUGCCUUCAGAGAAGAUUGAAACUCAUUUUGCUACAUUAUUUUUUUCAAAAUUUUUGUAAGCCAAACCUUCCUCCUGAAAUAAUUCAGAUUUUUUUAUUUUUAUCACGUAUGUUUGUAAAAAAUUUCUUUUUUUAAAGCUGGAGGUUUUCUUUCAAGUUUUUAGCAAAUUGAUUUUUCACAAAACUUGGAACUUUUAACUUUUUCAUUACCUUGUUCGUUCUACUCACUUACCGUUUUUUUAAGCAAAUUUGAUAAGUGAUCUUUUUUCCUAAUUAUUUCGCACUUUAAAACUUUUCAUCACUUUUUUAGCUCCUUCAAAUCGUUUCUUUUUGUGAUAAAUCUUGAGUUCAAUACAAAAAAAUUUCUGAUUUUCGAGCUUUUUCUCUCAUCGCUACCUACACUGGUCAUUAGGCGGAAGCUGAUCGGUGGCUAAUGAUCAAUUACCUGAUAGCUAAUGAGCCGAAAGAUAACGACCACAGAUUACCUUCCGCCGACCGGAUUUGUAGCAACCACUUGUAUUAUCUCCCCGAUUGACCUUUGUGUGAGGUAUUCUGGAAGUCGUCCAGUACAGUUUCCUGAUAUCUUUCCGAUAAUUGUUUUCCUUAUUGAACAAAAUUUAAUUUCGAAGCGAAAAAUUAUAUUUGGCACGCCCACAGAGUUUAUUCCAUUUAAUUUUUUUGCUCAUUCUAUUGGACUAAUGCUUUUUUUUAUGCGAUAGAAGUUUUUUGACCAAAACGAUUUUUCUUCGUGGUCGAAAAAAUUCUCGACGUCCUGCUUUCCAACGUUUUUGCUACCUAUUUCAUAAAGUUAUACUGUGAAAAAGCUUUCUACUUAAUUUUUCGCGAACAUAUUCGAACUUUUGCCUCUAUUCUAAAUUAUCGAGAAUUUUCUGUCUAGACAAUUUCCUUUCAACGGAAUUAAAUCUUUUCAGUUUGUUUCGAAUCACAGUUUUCGAAAAUUUUAUCCCCAAUUAUGAAGUUUUGAAACGCUCAUUCAUUUUUUUUUUACAAAUUUUGUUUCGAUCUAUGAGUUUUUGAUUUAAACGCCUAUCAGAGAAAAAUCACGAUUUUUGUAUAUUUUCGUUCAUAACGUCAAAUUUUCCAGAUUCUUUAUUUUUUUUUUUGCUUAUAAUAAUUGUUGAUUUCGUGUUAUACGGAGCUGAGAAAAAAUAAAUGUGAGCUUAAGCUCUAGUUUUCAGUCAAUGACCUCAUUUAGAGAAUACUAAAGUGAUAUAUUUUUAGAACAAAAUAAAGUUUCUCCGGUAUUAUUAACCGUAACUCGUUGUUUCAUACACCUCCGCAGACUUGAUUAACUUUAUUACGAUUUUCAAUCUGCUCUCGGCUAAAUUAAUUGUUUUAAUGCGUCCCCCUCGUGAUAUCUCUCAUAAAUUAGAAAACGACUCACCUUUUUUGUCCUUUACACCGUCGUUUGGCCGCUACAAUAUCCCUCAGACUUUUUUUCUUUCAAUUAUUCGUAUCGCCGGGUGUUAUUGUUCCGCUCGAGGUUUCUGCUCAGCUCCUCAUAAUCUGAAAACUUUCCAACUAAUUGGCCGUAGCUGUACGAUUAAUCACAAUAACAAUUACUUGUUGUUGCACUUUCUCAGUUAAGUGACUAGGUAAUUGGAAAACAUCAGUCUUUUUUUGCACUUUUAAAUGUGUGUUUUGCUUCGUAAUAUUAUUAGUUUCAUGAUAAAAUGGAAACUUUAUAACUCCUGUCCAAAGUUUUUUUCGAAAAAAACCCUCCUUAAAUUAUCGAAAAAAAGCUUAAUCCAAAAAUAAUAUGAAAAUCUUCUACUUGAGUAAAACAUUUAUUACAUGUAGUUAUGAAUAUUAAAAACUUUUUUUCUUUACCAACUCCCUCAUUAGUCUCAGAGAAAUUUAAAUUUUUCUUAAAAAAAUUGCGAUUUGUGAAACGCUAUUAAAGUAACAUUUUGCACCUAAUUACACUUUUUAACAACCACUUCAUAUUGGAAAGGUGGACGAAAAGCUUUUAUUUCAAACUUUAACCCGUCAUUAUGAAACUAUGAUAAGCUCACGAAAAAAAGAACAGAGAAAGUGAGUAGGAAGAAUAAAAAACAACAUUUUUUCAAACUGCUUUUGCGCGUAACAAUUUGUUUUUGUGCAAACAGUUCCGCGGACAAAACACCUUACUUUCCGCCGGAUCUUCUUUUUUUGAUUCAAACUUUUUCAUUUCACGAUUUUUUUUUUAAUUUUAGUUUCUCUAUCUUUUGAUAAUUUUAGAAACAUUUGAACUAAGAACACACAUGUGUACUAUAUGACUGUGAAUGUCUAUCGAGCUUCUCUCACUUUUCAUAAAAUUGCAUCUCUUUUCCAAGACUAGCUCAGUUUACUUUUCAAAACCUCAGAUUUUCGUGUUUUUUUCAGACAUUGGAAUUGGUUGCUAGGCUCUCCGAAGUCAGAUCCUGUCUUUUCCUCUUUUGUCCCUCUCAUUCCUGCCGUUCGUGUUGAAAUUAUCCCAGUUGCACCAGGUGUCGAGUAUCAUAUUAGGCGUGGGGCGGCAGGUGUCUACGAGCACAUCUUUGCCGCCGAGCAAUUAUUUCUUAUCCGUUUCGUGCUCCCUUUUUGUAGAAAACGGGCAAAAGCCGUAGUCGUUAGAAAGUUUAUGAGGUUUUCGUGCGUGUAUACAGUAGAAAACGCGAUGGUUUCCAUUAUUAUUCAUAGUUUCUGAGAAAAUCGUUAGUUUGGAGUGAUAUUUUUCGUGUUGGAGAAAGCUAUUGAAAAUUCACUUUCAGUUUUCCAUAAAUUUCUGGUGCUUGAAACCGAAUCGAAAAAAAAUACGUUGGAUAAUUUUUCUUUUCUAGAGGUAUAAUCAAAAGCGUUCCUAUUAAUUUUUGAAAUGAAUAAUUGCCAUGUGUCUUCUGUUUUGUACUCUACACUUAUAACAUAAAUUUACGUUUUAUUCAUCCAACCUAUCAUCACAAUAUUUCAGUGCCUUUAAAUUGGGAGACGUGGAGCAGCGUCUGCACGUCGACUACUGCAGCGAUCGGCUCCUGGAGACGUUCCUCGCGCGGAAGGCACGCUGUCCGACCGCCGCAUCGACCUCGUCGCCAGCCGCCACCCCCGGCACUUCCUCCGCGCCUGAGAAGUCGGACCUCGUCCUCCAGCCGCCGCCCGACCCUCCAGUUGACAUGACAAAGUCAGUAUCAAAGUCCGAUUUUUAUAGUUCGGGACAUCUCACCUAUUUUUUUAAUAAAGAAAGAUUUUUUUGUUUAGAAAAAAAUUUUUUUCAGUAGAAUAGUUAAAUUAAAGUUGGAGUACAACUUUAUUAAAAUUCCGUUUUUAACCUGAAUGUUUUAGUUACCGACAUGGCUACCGUCGAAGGUCAAGAUCGCCCCGUCGAAGGGAAAAAUCUUCAUCCUCACACGAUCGGAACCGAUCCCGCUCCUACGACAGAAACCGUUCGAGGUCCUAUGAACGGAAUCGCUCCAGGUCCCGAGAUCGGCCGAGGUCCUACGCCAACCAAAAUAGAUCUUACUACUCGGAAAGGUCCUCUGGAAGGAAAGGAGACAGGAAGCGAAGGUAUUUCGAUUUUGUACUGACUACUGUAGGUGUGAGAAAGACGCCGUUUGUAGCGCGUGAAGCGAAUUUGUAGCGACUCGUAACGUUGCAAGGCUCGAAAUAGCCAUUUCACAAAGCCUCUGCAAGUUUUCUUAGAAUGCGUUUGAGAGAAAAAAGUAACUUUGAUUACAAAAAGGGAUAUAUGAGGCUGUUGAUAACGAUUUUUUGUAUGUAUUCUACUUAAUCGUGGAAUCGAACAAAGUAACAAGUUUUCGGCAAUGUCCGGGCGCACUCAAAUUUCUGAACUUUAUUUUUUUUUUUCAGUUCUCAAGAACUUUUUUUUAAAAGCUUUUCGUAUAAGAUAAAUGGUACGUAGUAGAGAAAGCACGAAUCGAAUUGAAGAAAUUUUUUCAAAAAGUAUCACGCAGUUCGUUUGGAAGAUUCUGAAAGUCGCGAUAAAAUAUAGAAAGAGUAAUCAUUUUACGCAAAACUAGGCGUUUUGUUUCCAGCUGCACAAAAAAAUAGAGCAAUAUCCUUGUUCUGCAGAUCUCCAAGCCCAUCGAGCGACAGUUCUUCGUCUUCCUCGUCGUCGUCCUCAUCUUCGUCGGCGUCUUCGCGGAGCUCGCAUGGUUCCUAUCAUUCGCGAUCCAACUCGAGGAACGCCUCUCCAAGAGGAAGGACGCGAUCUGUUUCGCGCCUCCGUUCCCCCAAGCGAAACGCCUUCGCGACUGUUCGCAACCGAAGUAGAUCCAGAACGCCGUCGGUGUCGCCGAAGCGAGAAGAACGUCGCCGACGCGACACCAACGAAAGUCGUCAGCGACGCGAGCGCGACAACCGACCCAGCGGUCAAUCUCGCGACACGCCUUUCAGCUCUAGAAUUAACGGCACGUUUUGGUCGUUUCAAGUAAAAAUCUUCGUUUCUAAAGAAGAUUGAGAAUAUACGUGCGCAUGAAAAAAAAAACUCAAUUAGUCAUGGAGAUGGGUUGACUCACAGAACAUUUGUAAAAAACAAAAAGAAUGGAUGAUGUGUUUUAUAAGAAAAUCUCAAAAAAAAAGUACAAAAAAGACAUAAAUUAAUAAAAAAUAUUCAAUAAGUCCUUUUACAGGUAAACCAACCGACAUAUCAAGCACAUCAAAUCGGAAUUCAAACACGGGUGAAAACCGAAUACAGGUCCAAACGACGGCUGCACGUCGUCCACAACAGGCUGGUAGCAGCGGCCUUCUCAAAGCAUCAAGUUCAACACCGGAGCAACCCUCAGCGCUUUCAAAAAGCAACUCAUCAUCAUCGACUAUCGAGCACAGCCACGAGCCUUCGACAUCGUUCCAAGCGGCGCCCCCGCGAGUUCCUCAGAACAACGUCGGCCAGGGCGAGCGACCCAGGGAAGCCGUCCCAAGGACGCCUCCACCUGCAGACCCACCGGCAGUACCUCCGCCUCCGCCACCGCCGCCGCCGACCUCACUUCCAACCCCGCCGCCCGUUCCUCCCGUCGACAGACCCGUGACUCCUCCUCCUCUAGCACCGCCACCGCCUCCGCCGGCCGUUCACGGAGUCGCGUCCACGUCUUCUGCGCAUCAGAACUUGGAGCGGAGAGAGCAACCGCUGCCCAGGUAUCAGACGCAGCCGAGCACGUCUUCUGCCCACGUUUCCUCGUCCUCACGCUAUCCACCGACGACGCCACAGAAGAUCUCGCUUGGAAACUUACCGAGGCACACAAUCGACCAUGACCCGAGGCCUCAGCAGGUUCGAAAGUAGUUACAGAGGCGAAGAAAGGAUGGAUUUUUUUUAUUAGAUUUCUAAAAGUUUUUAUGUAAAAAAAAAGAUAAUUUUUUUUCCGAACAAUAUUACUUUCAGAAUUUUUAUAGAACCUAAAAAAUGCAAAUUUUUCUUGAAAAAAAGCUUGAACGAAACUCUUUGAACGAUCCGUCCGACUAUGUACGGUUUUCCAUUCGAAAAAGUGUUUGGAUCCUACUUUUCUCAUUCAGGCGCCUGCACAAGUGGCACGGCAGCAGAGUUUGGCAACACCGACGCAAAAAAAUCCGCAACCACAACCGCAAUCGCAGUCGCAAAAUCGUUCUUCUUCUUCGCAGCAGGGGAAGGAAAUCCCGCUCAAUUGGAUGGGAGAUACUGAAGUGAUUAAUUUUUGAGAAAAAGGGAAAAAAAACCCUGUCACUAUUUUUGACAUGAAUUUUUAUGAUGGCUCUUUCAAAUCUUGAAAUGAUGUCAUAAUAAAUGUUUCGAAACGCAACAAAACUGGUUCAAAAAGGAAAAUAUGUUGCCUUUUUUCAAUAAUCACAAAAGGAGUUUACAAAAAAGUUAAAUUGAACCAUUCGGAACUCCUUUUGCUCUCCAGAUUUUAAUAUUUAUCCUACUUCUCUGAUAAAAUUCCGUUUGAAGCCCUCUUCGCACGAUCCGCGUGUCCAAGAUGGUGUCCCUCGCGAAGAUUAUUGCCCGGCUAGAAGUAUUUCACUGCCGAUUUUCUACAUGGAAGUGAGUUUCUAUUUUUCUCCUCUCGCCAAUCAAAAACUAUUUUGCAGAUGCGAAAGAAUUCGAAAUCAGCGGAUAGGCAUUACCGAGGUAGAUACUUAAAAAAUUCCAACUACUGUGGUUUUAAUAUUAGUUAGUACCCUGCUAGUAGAUUCGAUCAACCUUUUUUUCUAAGAAAAUGAUCACUUUUUUUUGGAAAUCACAGAGUUUAUCAUGAAGAUUAAAUUGACCUUUGCUUUUUUGAAGAUCGCGAAGGUUCGCAUGCGUCUUCCUCACGAAGUAGUCAGCAAAGGCUUUCGGGCUCAUCGUCAAGACCUGAAGAAUACCGGAAAAGGUCCGGCGAAGGCGUUUACGACAGCCAUAAUGCCCCGCAGAGAAUUCACUCGACGUCUUCGAGGGCGUCGACUUCGUCUUUUCAUCAGAAUCCGCAUAGAGCUCAUGAUGGUUGGUUUUGUCGUUGGCAAGCUCAGUAACACUUCUAGGGUUCAUAGAUAGAACGUUUGAAGCUACUAAGUUUCGUUUAAGGAAUAUACCCCUAGAGGAAAAAGUUUCGAAGUUUGACGUAUAGUUUUGAAGCUUGACGAAAAAUCUUAUUUUCUAGAAAUAGAAUUCUGAUCAACGUUUUUUUAAAUCAAUCAUGGUGUCUUCUCAUUCUCAGUUUAAUAUCUUUCAUAUGCCCAAUCGAAUUACGAAAGUAAAUUGUUCAACUGAUUUGUGAGAAACCGUUUUUCUACACCUCUAUCCAAUGAAAACAACGUUUCUUUUGCUUUUUUCUCUUUUAAAUUUUCAAUUUUUGACAUCGAAAUGAGAUUUUAAAGGGCUAGUUUUUUCGUGUGAUUCAUCGGUUUUUCAAAAAGGCGUAUUUUUAGAUGGUAACUUUCAGAAAACCGGCCGGAUGGAGCUGAAAUGUCGGGAGAUGAUCACAGAAAUGACCCGCGAAGGAUUCUCUCUCCAACAAACAUCCAUGAUAUGAAAUCCGUGAGUUUUUCUCAUUGGAACACUGUCCCUUGUCAAUUUAACUCUAAAUGAGUAAAAUUUUAAUGGAUUAUUUAACAUUUAGAAGUUCGACACACUCUCGCGACACUCCAACGCGUCAAGUUUCGACGAACGCCACAGCACCGACGUCGCGCCGCCACACCUGAUGACGUCGAGGCCGCCGCCGACGACGCCGAAAUCCGCGAAACCCGACGAGGACGACUUCGAACGACGUCUUCAGCUGAUCGAACAGAAGAAGAGGUCCGCCGUCAACAACGACAUCUUCUUCAUGGACCGACGGCUGGACAACAACAAGAAGGAGGAGGAGGUGAACCCAUUAACAGCUUCUACUUCAACUUACUCAAUUGUUGGUUCAAGCGGAAUUUUCCCUUUUAAACACAUUUUUGAAACGAAAAAAAAUCAUAGAUAAAUCCAAAUUUUUUGGUCACGUCCACAUUGUAUUUUGAGUAACUUGCAUGCUUUUCCAAUUUUUGAAGUGCUCCUUUUUGCGUUAGUUAGAGAAAUUUGAACAUUUAUUCAAUUUUCUGCGAUUUUUCAUCGCUCGCAUCUCUUCAAGAGUUAAAACUUGAGUAAAAAACUUUACAAAACUGAUUUUUGAGACUGUCGAAACAAUAAAAUUAUAUUUCGACGAGCCCUGAGUUAUAAUUUCAAAAUUUUUUCAAGUUCCUUUAUGGAUAUUGCCAGAAGAUGAGAAUUCUUAUUGAGAAAAGGAGGCGGAAGCGAAAAAGGGCCUAAACUGCGUACAUGAGAAUCUUUCAAAACCUUUUCUCAAAUCUUCGAUUCACGCCUAGUUUGAGACACAAAACUGAUUCUUUGAUCACACCCAAUUUCAAAAAGUUGAAUUCGAUUAAUUUUUAUCAAAAGCUCAAACUAUGCGGACUUUUUCGAACUCUCUCCUUCUCCGACUUUCUUCCCUUCGUCGCCCAUUUACCUUGACUUUUUCAGGUGUUUACGGUGCAAUCGACGUCGGCAGGCCUUCCAUUCAGGGAGGCGAUGCCGAUACCGGGACACGAAAACGAGCGGAUGAGCUCCAGGAGCAGCUCGAUGUCCUUCUCGAAUGUCGGCACGGCGCUAUCUUCCAACGAGUUCGCCCGCGCGCUCUCGUCGAGCUCCGCGGCUUACAAGAAGGACGGCAAACCCAGUCUUUCCAUCAACAUUCCAUCUGGCGUGGGCAGCACCUCCAACAGCGCUGCCAAUACUCCAGUCUCGUUGAAGUUGUCGCAGCCGUCCCCGUCGGUUAGUAGGAAGAAACAGAAAAAUCUUGGAUCUUUUCUAGAAAUUGAAAGGUUUAUUGACAUUUUUUACAGAGCUCUCGGCACGGAUCGAUUUCAUCAACGUCAAGACCACGUCAUCCAUCGCACUCGACGUCUUCGACAUCACAUCCGUUCUCGCCAAAUUCGUUCAUUCCGCCCGCGGGAUCUUCGGCGGCAUCGCCGGCCCUCUCGGUACCGCCUCCACCUGUGCCGCCAACCUCACUCGAGUCUCAGAACUCGCCGUUGUUGUCAGCUCCGCCGGCCCCGCCUUGCUUGCCAUCGACAGUUGUGAGUCAACCCGUGUAGAAAUGCAUGUAGUACGUGAGACUUUUCAGCACUCAUCAGCCCCUCACCAUCGGAAAGAGUCGUUCUCUCAGCACUCGUCAUCGCUUCUCAGUCCGAACUCUCACUCUGGUGAUCGCCAUGUACAAAGACCUCCUAACACGCCAUCAAGCGGGCCACCGCCUCGAGAUCCGAUCACGCCGAAGACGUCCCAUCCACAUUCCAAACAGCCUGUGCGGCCUUUGGACAAGGUACAGAAAGUAAAAAAAAACCAUCAGUUAGAGAAGAUGAGAAAAUGUGGGCUUUUCAAAAAUAAUAUCGAGAUAUGUGACGGAGUUUUUCAACCACGUCGCUCAAGAGCUUUUUUAUUGAUAGAAAUUGUGAAAGGAAAUAAGAUUCCAGUAGAGAAAAAAACUUAUUAUUUUUUAAGAGCUCUAGAAUACAGAUAAAAUCAGUUAGACAAAGUUUAGAAAAAAAGGACGAGUUAGUGAAUUUUUUCAGUUGCAAAUGCGAGACCUGCAUGGAAACGUGCCGAAGCCGACGACGAGCGCCACGACGCCUUCUACGGCCCAAGCGCGAACGAUGACGCUGCAGGAUGCGAAGCGAAGGAACAGUCAAGCGACCACCGCGCCGAGCACUCCUGUCGUCAUCCAGACGCCCAAAUCUCACGCCGAAACGGUCUACGCAAGCCUCUUCAGCAAGGACAACAACACCAGGAACAUCAUCAAGAGUUUGCCGCGAAUCGAGAAGAAGUCCUCGGCCGCUAGCAACGCCUCUCAGCCUCCUCCUCCUCAUCCUCCUGCGGAACAGAGCAAAGCGAAGGUUCGAUUUAAACUAUACUCAAAAUUAUUCUACAGUAACCAAGAUUUCGCAAAACUCGAAUGACUUUGAUUCACCCAAAUAUCUACGUCUUUUUUCUAGGAAAAAGAACGAGAAGAGAAAAAGAAAGAGAAGGAAAAAGAGCACCGAGGCCGACACAAUGAAGAUGAAUCCAAAGAGGAAAGAGCCAAGCGGAAAGAACAAGAAAGAGCUGCAAAAGAGCGAAAGGUAAAUCAUCCAGUCAAGUUCGCUCAAUUUAUCAUUUCAUUUUCCAGGAACGGAAAGAGAAGGAGAAACAUCAGCGCGAGAAAGAAGAACGCAAGAAGCAGAAGCUGGCGAGCACGCCUUCGACGUCAACGACCUCCUCGAAGAAGUCGACCCAGCAGAAGCAAAAGAAAAGGCCAAAGUCGGAGAGUGAGGACGAGGAUUCGAGUGAUGACAACACGGAGCUGACGGUUCAUCUGAAAGCGUUUUCCACUGACUCAUUCCUUUUUCUGCAGGACAGACAGCUCGCCGAGCUUCUCUCGGGCGAACUCAAUGGCGGCAACUCCAUGUACGACCUCGUCAAGCGGCGAAGUUCGGCUCCUGCGAAGGAAGAAAAGGAAAAGGCUCGGCAAAAGUCGUUGGCGAAGAUCCGGGAGAAGAACCGCGACCUGGAUCCGGUGUUGUUCGCCAAAGCGGUACGCGAAUCUCUCAAAGUUCGCGCAACGGAGAAUUUCGAAAUAUUGAGAGCUGCGUUUAAGGUUCUAGAGUUUUUUCGUGAGUAACAUUGAAGAAAAUCCGAAAGUUGUUAAUUUGUGCCUUAUACAAGCUUUCUUGCGCAAGUAUUGAGCCUGAAAAUUCGAUAGAAAUCAACAAAUCUUUUUCUAAUGUUGUUUGAUAUAGAGAUAACGCUAGAGCAGACACAGAAUAGACCUAAAAAGUCUCGAAAAAACCGCUCAAAAUAUAGCUCCACGAUACUCCGUUCAACGAACAUGAAAAAACCUGUUAUUUAGUAACCAUUUCUUCAUUUCAGCAUCGCAAAAGAGUUCAGUUCGAUUCCUCUGACGAGGAUGACGACGACGAUGAAGAUGAGCCAGAAUCGGGAGACCAUUCGAAGCUCAAACACAAGAACUCGGCGUCUGAAAAGCCUCCGAAGACGUCCAAGUCAAAGUCGGAAGACGAUAAGACUUCUGAUGACGACGAAGAUGAAGAGGAAGAGGAGGAGGAAGAGGAAACCUCGGCUAAAGAAGUUCCUAAAAGUAAAACGUUAGUUUCCUCUUUUAAAAUAAGUUUUCAUGACAGUUCUUACAGCACGAAGAAAGCGCCAAAAACUGUCGAGAAAAAGAAGAAGCCUGAGAAGAAGCUGAUCACGGAUUCAUCGAGUGACAGUGAAGAUGAUGAACCUUCCGCCAAGCGGUCAAAGAAAAAUAAGAACAAGAAGCUGGUCACCAUCAACAUGGAAGACGUUUUCGGCGCCGACAGCUCAGAUGAAGAAGUCCGAUCGAUAACCUUCGAGAAGAAGUCUUCUGCCGCCUCUACGAAUGCCGCCUCGUCCUCUCACGCUGACAAAAAGCUCAAGAAGGAGAAGAAAAAAGCCAAGUUGGAGGCGAAGCAGGAAGUUAAGAAAAAGAGGGAUCUCUUGGAGAAGGUUGAACCCAAGGUUGACAAGUCCGAGAAAUCCCAAAAAGUGGAGAAACAACUGUUAAAGCCGGAGAAAGCCAACAAGCUUGAAAAGGCUGAAAAAGGUGAAAAAGUCGAGAAACUCGAAAAGAUCGAGAAAGUCAAGAAGGCAGAGAAAGUCGAGAAGCACUUGGAAAAAUCUGUGGAAAAGCCUCUGGAAAAGCCUGUGGAAAAAUCUGUGGAGAAGCCUGUGGAGAAGCAUAUGGAAAAGCCACGAAAGGCGGAAAAGUCAGAAAAACGCGAAAAGGCACCCAAGUCGGAAAAAGCCGAAAAAGCACCCAAGUCGGAGAAGCCUGAACGCCAUGAAAAGCCUCCGAAAGGUGAACGCCACAAAAAAGAGCCGAAAGAGACGAGUGCCGACGAUCUAGAGAAGGUGGAAAGCAUCAUCCGCGACGUGAAGGCACGCCAUUUCGAAGAAUUCGAGACUCCUAAACGAAAAGCCGAGAAAAGAGCCAAAGACAUGGUAAGUUUGUUAAGUGGUGGAAAGCUGGAAAAUGAUGAAUAGAUUCAUUUAAAAGAGCUUUCAAUUUAAAAAAAAAAUGUUAACGUUAUUUUCAAUCACCGCCUCACAAGCUUUUUUGAGAGAAAGUUUUACAAUGAAAUUUAAGUUUUUAACUUUUCGGGUCUUUUAAAACUUCCAGUUGGAAGUCGAAAAAGCACUUUCCAAAGGACAGGAAAAAAAACUGAAAUGAUUUUUUUCAGCGUGAAUCAUCUGUUGAAAGCGGCGCCCCGUUGAGGAAGAAGGAACGACGUCGUCUGAAUCUUCUCGACGACAGCAGCGGCGAGAAAAAGAAGAAACGUCAAGCGAAGAACGAGUCGGAUGCCCAACCAGUAGCUAAAGAACCGGCGGCCGUGGCGAGCAGCGACGUCGAACUGGAUGGCGCGGAAAACCGACGCCCUUCCGUCGACCUCGCCCAGAAAGUCCUGGUCAGGAAAGAACGUGCCGGAAGCGUGAGAAUCGAAGACAAGGCCAACAGUUUGAAGCGGCCGGUGCCCACAGUCAUCGAAGACAAACAAGGUUCGAAUCAUAAUUCUUUGGCUUCAUCCUACUUGUACUAUUUCAGAACCUGCCAAGAAACGAAUGCGUGAAGCAUCGGUCAAGCCCGUCGAAAAACCUGUCGUGGAAGAAAAGCUGGAGACUUCUGCUCUUGAGCCAGAAGAUGCCAAGGUCGAGGAAAAGCCAGUUAGAGAAGAACCCAUGUCAUCAUCGCCUGUUCCUGUUCAUGUUCCUGUCCCGCCUUUCGCAAACGAAAUCUCGAUCGAGGAUUUGAAAGACGAGGUCGACGUCGAAGUUCCGCAAGUAGUGGCCAUAGAAGAAGUAGUAGAAGCUACGACGUCUUCUGAACCGCUCCGAGAGCCGCAAGAGCAGCCCGAACAAGUCGAAGAGCCACCAAUGGCGAUUUCGAUCGAGACGGUUGCUAUGCCAUCACCGCUUGUCUCUCCUACGCUUCUCUCAUCUCCACCGCCGAAGAAAAUGGCGAUCUCUGCUGCUGCUACACCAGUCCCUGUCCAAGAAGAAGAGCAAGUCCUCGCGACGCUCAACGAGGCGGCCUCAAACAUCAUCUCGCCUCAGCCCCGCGAUCGGAAGUCGUCGACGUCAUCUGUGGCGGCUUCGUCCACGCCGGCUCUCAAAUCACCGACUCCUGAGAAGAAGGAAGAAGACGUUGUCGCUGAGGCUCCGAAGACAGAAACUCUGAAGUUAGAAGCUCCGAAGCCGGAAACUCUGAAGUUAGAAGCUCCAAAGCCGGAAGAAGGUAGGAGCCCCUUUAUCCUUGAUUAUAGUAAUAUCUUAUUUCCUUUGUAGAAGGAGAUAUGAAGAACCUGCAGACACGGCCGAGACUUCUCACCAAGGCGGCUGUCAAAGCGUUUGGCAUCCCUUCAAACCAGGUUAGAGUGAUUCUACUUCGUCACCUUUUGGUGUCUUUAAAUGUUUCGUAUCUUUCUCCGUAGCAUGCUAGUGUCUUGAUAAAAAAGAUUUGUGUUUUUUCGUGUUGUGAUUCGUGAUUUUAGCCAUCGUCGAACGUGGUCGGCAGCCAUGACGACUUUGAAACGUCUAGUUCGGACGAAUCUUCGGCCUCGUCUUCGCCGUCGUCAAGCGAUUCUGAAGAUGCUGAAAAUGUUGAGCGUCUUGUUCUUGGACAAAUCUCUAAUGACUUACCAUCGGUGGAUGUCAUCUCGACGGUCGUCGCUGAAAAACCUGUUCAUUCGGAGUCUGCCGAAACUCCUGCUCCCGUUACGAUUCUAGAGUCUGUUCAUGAUCAAAUCGAACAAAAGAUGGAGGAAGCAGCAAAGGAAGAGGAAGAAGGCCAUGAAGAUGAAGAAGAUGAAGAAGAAGGCUCAGCGGAAGUAGCUGUUGAGAAUAAAGUCGAAGACCAACCCAACGUGGCAGGAGAGACACCGAAAUCUCCAUCAUCUGAGCCUGUCAGCAUGGAAGUGGAAGAAAAGCCGAAAGAAGAAGUCGAAGAGCAGGUCGUUUCCGAAGAGCAUGUGGCUGUGAAAGAGCCAAGCACCGCUGUUGAAAUGCCAGUUGUCGAGAAAGUCCUUACACCGCCUCCAGCCGUCCCUGUUGCCAUUGCACCUGUCGUUGAUCUUUUGCAGCCUGCCUUCCCCGCCAAGGAGUCGAGUCCUGGCCUCGUUGGAAUCAUUACCGAUCAGGUAAACUAUUCAGACUCGGAUUUCAGUGGAAAGCUCUUUUUCGCCAUCAUUUCUUUCAAUUUACGAUAUUAUAGGAAAUAUAAGGCUUUCAGAGAUUUUUUUGCAAAAAGAAGAAAAAGCAAUGGAGAAACUCAUAUCUCGAACAGCAUAUCAGUGAAUAGAUAGAGCUGAAUCAUCUGAAAGUUCGAUCACAAGAGGGGUCAUUUUACUUUGCUGUUGAGCAUAUUUUAUUUGAAAAUAAUAAUUUUUGUACUAAAAGAAGAUCCUGAAACACUUAAUUUUAGAUAAGUCAUCAAAAAGGUUGUUUUAAGAGGCUUGAAAGAAAUGUUGAAACUAGACUUUCCCACAGUAAUCCGAUCUGCAAAAAAUGAUUCUUUUCAAUGUCGUUGUUUCUGUUAGCGCAUGGUUAUGGCCUGUUUACUGUCCAAAAAAGAAGUAGAUUUAACUUUCUGUCAAUAGAAUAGUUUUAACGUUUCAGGAGACUGCCGAUGCUGUUCUGUCAAUUUUCGAGGAGGAAGAAGAUUUUGGUCCGGUUUACCCGUCCUCGCACGACUUCAUCAAGAGCGAGGAGACCUUGACGCUAUCCGAUGUUCUGCCUUUGGAAAUGUUGACGCCAGCUCCAGCUUCAGCUCUGCAUUCACCUUCAGCCUUAGCUCUAUCUGAAGAUCCAACUCCAGCUCCAGCUGAUGAUCCAGUUCAAGCUAUAGCUCAAGAUCCAUUUGAAGCUCUAGCUCAAGAUCCAGUUGAAGCACUAGCUCAAGAACCAGUUGAAGCACUAGCUCAAGAUCCAGUUGAAGAACUAGCUCAAGAUCCAGUUGAAGAACUAGCUCAAGAUCCAGUUGAAGCACUAGCUCAAGAUCCAGUUGAAGCACUAGUUCAAGGUCCAGAUCCAGCUCCACCUCCAGCUCAAGCUCCAGCUCCAGCUUCAGCUCCAGUUCAAGAUUCAGCUCCAGCUCCAGUUCAUGAUUCAGCUCCAGUUCCAGUUCAAGAUUCAGCUCCAGUUCAAGAAUCAGUUCCUGCUCCAGUUGCAGCUCCAGCGCCUCAACCACCACCACCGCCGCCGCAACCACCGCAGCCUCCAGUUGCGGUUCCAAAAGCAGCUGAGGGAAAACCGAGCGGCAGUCAUUCUGCCACUCCAACGACGAAACCGACUCGCAACCCGCGUCUUAUUUCUCGUCUGAUUCGCACCAAGCAGCAAUUUGGUCUCAACUUCACUCCCUUCGAAAUAACCGAUGUAAGUUGACGGUAAUAUUCCUAUAAUGAUUUAAAAUUUGCAGGAACAGAUUCUACAAGAGAGUUCUUGCGAAGAGCCAGUCAUGGAAGAAGAUCAGGCGGCAGCAGCAGCAGCUGCAAAUGAAAUGUACAUGGAUGAAGAGGAAGACGAAGAAGAGGAGGAACUGGAUGAAGAAGAGCUAGAAGAAGAAGACGAAGGAGGAGAAGAAGAACAGUUUGAACAAGGAGCAGAUCAAGAAGUAGAACAAGGAGUAGAACAAAGAGUAGAACGAGUGGAACAAGAGAUAGAACAAGAGGGAGAAAAAGAGGAAGCUGAAGCAGUAGAAGCUCCGGCCGGCUUACCAUCGCCAGCCAUCUGCUCUGACAAACCAUCAACGCCUUUGGCAUUCUCGGCCGCCAACCUCAUCUCUCCAUCUUCGACAUCCUCGAGAUCGUCAAGGACCACGUCUACCUCGACUCCGGCUCCGUUAAGAACCGAGAGAACGAGCGCAGCUGAGCCAACCGUUGCUGUGAAGCCGGUGAUCGUGUCAGCUCCAACCUCUACCGAGUCACAGCCUCUGACCACGCCUCUCGUUGUUUCUGUUCCUACUGCUGUCCAACACAGUGUUGCUUUACCCACCACCAUUCAGCCUAGCCCUGUCACCACCUACGAACAAACGAUCUAUCACCAGCCUUUGGUGCAAGAAAGACCAAGUCCUGUUGUUUUGGCGACGCCGCCGCAGCUGCCUCAGCAGCAGAUUGAAGCUCCUGAAGUCGUACAGAAGGCGCCUGAGCCACAAGUCGUUGCUCCAAUUGCGCUGAAGCAAGUUCCGGUGAUCGCUGAAACGCCGGCACAACAACACCUGCCAGCCACAAUCAUCCAACAGGUCGAAAGACGACUCGAAGGCUUCGUUCAGCCUCAACCGACACCGGCGACAACCUCAGCUCCUCUGCCACAUCCCAUCGCAGUUCAAGAGCCAAAUGUCGUUCCGCAGCCGUCCUCCCAGGCUCUGACCGUUCCGUUUCAUCCGGUCGCUGUUCCAGCUGUCCGACAGACCUUCCAGACGACUCAUCCAGAAGUUGCUGUCUCACUACCUGCCCCGAUUGCUCAACAGCGGCCUGUUCCUGUUAUGAUGUCGCAAGCCUCAAACCAACAAAUGGCCAUCCCUCAACCGCAGUCCAACUCAGCCACAUCAGCGGUUUUAAAUCAUCAGAGCAUAUUGUCGCAGCAGAUCUUGAUGGCAAUUUGUCAAGCUCAUCAACAACAGCAACUGCAGGCUCAACAACAUCAACAAGUGCCGGUAAACCUUUUUUGAAUAAUCUCAUUUCUUAAAAAAAACCUAGUAUACUAUUGUUUAUUAUAUUUGAACCGAAGUUAAAGUUCGUUUGGGUUAACUCGUAAAAUGUCAUUUUUCAAAGAAAAAUCUCUCAAAAUUCCUAGACUAAUAAGAGUCGAAAUUGGAUAUUUUUAUUCAAGACGAUUUUCUAACAUGAGGUUAAAAAAAUUUGAGCAGGUUGUAGAAUCAAAUUAACAAGUUAUUCUCAAACUAAAAGAAAAAUGACUAUAAGGCUCAUUUCAUUUCAAGUUUAUGAAUCAAUCUGACAUUUUUCCGUUUGAAGAACACCAAAUUUAAGACUUCGUCCGUUAUUGCGACGAACGCGUCUGCUGUAUUUGCUGCGCGACAACAUCAAGAACAAAUGAGAAUCAUGAACGCACAUUCGGCCUUUCAACAUCAGCAGAAGGUCCAUCAGUCGCAGGCUCUUCAGUCGCAGGCCCACCAGUCGCAAGUCCAUCAGUCGCAACAACAUCAGCAACUCGCUGCGACUGUCGCCGCCAGCAUGUCUCCGGUUGUACAGCAAAAUCCUGCCGCCGUUGCUUCACCAGGUUCGAAGCACUUUCGUUUUGUCAAAAAUUGAUUUUCGCCAGAGGAAAUAGAAAGUUUUAAUUCACGUUGAGAAAAAAAAACAGUUUUUGAGAACAAAAAACCUUUCUUUACCUGAAUAGAAGUUAGAAGGAAGUUCAAAGCAAUUUUCCGUUAUUAUUUUUCGAUACGACUUUAGGUGGUAAUAAAUUGUGCAAAUUGGGAAAAAUGUGGAAGCUGAGGAUUCCAUAUAUGUAAAAUUGAAUCCCAGUCUUCCCUGUAGGGUACUUACUAUUUUUUUCAAAAAGCUCUCAGCUCGAAAAAUUACAGUGCUUAAAAGUCACUUUGAAAGAAAUGUGUCGUUAUAUACACUGAAAGUAAAAAAAGAAACUUCUUUUGUUAUUCUUUGAAAAAUUAAAACAUACAAAAAAUCAUCCCAACCUUAAUUUUCAUUUUUCAGCUGCCAAUGUGAAUGCACAAUCUCAGUUACUGCAUCGUGAGUGCCCUUUGAUCAAUAUAUUGGUUGAUCAAAAUUCCCUUUUCAGAAGAGCUUAUACGUUUAAUGGCGCAGCAGCAGCAACAACGGUUCCAGAACGACUACACUUCACGAGUCUUCAGCAUGCUCCAACAGGCUCAACAGGCUCAUCAGGUUCAGCAGCAACAACAGCUCCAACAGCAGCAGCAGCAGCAACUUCGGCGACAGCAAGAGCAACAAGCGAAGCCGAUUUCGAUGUCGACGCCCGGAAUGGCCGCCGCCGCCAUGGCACAGUUUCAUCCCUACCAAGUGGUUCGUUGGAGCGGAUUUACAGCCUGAGAACCACGAUACUGUAGCCAUCAACCAAAUCCGUCGAUUUCGAUGCCAAACCAAGUCCUUAGGAGAAAAAAAAGAUUUGCAUAAUCUUUGGAACCAUACUUACAAGGAAUUUCAAAUACGGGAAUUCCAGAACUUUUUUCAAAAACAGGGGAAAAAGCUAAGGUUCAAUUUAAAAAAAAUUUCUAUCCGAUAGAGCUUCUUUCUAAAAGGAAUUUCGGGUUGGAAAUAGAUUGAGUCAGACCUUUAGAAAGGACGAGAGCGCAUAAUCAACAGAAAUAAAACAGUGAAGUAUGAAGUUUACUUACAAUAAUACUCACAUAGAUUUGAUUGGAAUAAUUAAUACAAUAUUCCAACUUUUUUAUCUUUAAAACGUCGAAAUUUUUCAAUAGACAAUUUUUCGCUCAGUUUUGAUAGAAAAACCGUGUCUCUCAAAAAGGAAAAUUUUCAAUUUCAUCUCUUAUCUUCAUUUUUUGACUCAAAAAUUCCAUAGAAAGUUUUUUUUUCAGCCAAUCUAAAAGUGUCUCCAGUAGAGAUAAUGAGUAUAGUUCAGUGAUAAUGAUAUUGAUUCCUUCAGAACCGAACACUUUUUUUUAUCCAAUCCGCGUUUUUGUUUUGUAUUUGAGAUUGUUCAACGUUUAGAAAACAUUUUAGAGAUCAAUUAUCGCUGCCAUUCUUCUUUCCUGUUUCCUACGCGUCCCGCUUUACUUUUUGAAACUCUUCAAGAUAGAUUUUCCCGAGUUUUAGUCUAUUGAGUUCCAUCAGUUUCUUGUUCAGUAAUGCAGCUAGAAAAAUGUUGGUUUUGACAUCGAAUUUUCAAGUAUUAAUUAAUAUUCAAAUGUUUCAGGCGGUCAUGAUGCAGCCGUUUUUGAACCAUGCGACGAUCUCGGGGAAGACGCCAUCUGCCGUAGCGCCUGUCGCGCCAUCGUCGGAAGUGCUCCAGAAGCAGCAAGACAAGACUUCGCCGCCAGCAGCUGUGACUCCGUCCAACAAUCGCGAAAAGGAGUUUGCUCGCCAUUUACAACAAUUCGCCGACAGCCCGGCAGCAGCCCUUCUCCAGAAGUUCUACCAAAAGCCUGAAGUCCGAGUCAAGCAGCAAGCUGAAGAGGCCUCCAAGGCUUCUGAGACCGUCGUUCAGUCGAAUCCUUUCGCGCCCCAAGAGCAGCAAGGCUUUCAAACAGUGCAGCCGCAGUCGCUUCAAUCGCAGAUCCAACACGUGCAAUUGCUCCCUCAGUCGCAGCAACAUUCACAUGCGUUCCAACCGCAGCAGUCGCGUCCGCAGUCGAACUCCUCAGUCGUCUCGAUCAACCGUCAGUUGCCGCCGGACUCGCAGAUCGCCCCUCAGCAGCACCAGAAUUCGCAGCCUCCCGAAGCUCAGCAGAAUGGUGCCAUCGAACAGCCGCUCAACAAUAAAACAGUCAGAAUGGUACGUUGUUUUUCUUUCAAUUUCUUCGUUUGGUAUGAUAAACCAAAGGAAAAAAGGCAUUGGAAAAAAAUUUAGUUUAAAAACUUUUUAGCCUCGUUCAAACUAAAUUUCAGAACAUUAAAAAAAAUUGAUUUUCACUUGUUUCAUGGCCUCAAACUUGAUAAAAAAAAAAGGACUGCUGAACUUAGACUUGAAAGGGUUUUCAAUUUUGCUUGUCUAUAUAAGUUUCAUGAAAGACAUACGGAGCGAAGCUGAAAGAAGCUACAUUUUUUUUUAAAUGUAUUUUGGAAAGUUUUACCAGGGACUACUGAACCAAACUUGAGCCUUGGAAAUAUUUACUUGUCUUUUUUCUCCCUCUAAGGUACUCUUGAAAUGUUCUUUUUCAUCACUUAAAAUGUUCUUGUUGCUUUUCUGUGCCGGGAAGUGGCGUUCCUGGCUUCUCGCAAUCGCAAACAAAAUUCGAACGUCGUCCCAUUCUGCGCCAUCAAUAAGUAAACAAAUUGGGAAGAAAUCCAUUUUAAAUACUUUAUCUGUUUUCCUCUCGACCUUUAUCCUUUGUUCUAGUCUCUCCAAUUCUUCUCAACGUCCUCAGAAUUUUUCUCUAUUAUGUGAAGAUUGCUAGGCAACUGCGAACGACCGAAAAAAAAAAGCUGAAACGGCAAAGAAGGAAAAAAUUGGCUUGGAUCGGAACGACUUUCGCGGAACGGCGUGCCGGCCGGUGCCACUUCUCCUCCGCUUCGCCGUUCGUGCUGAAGGAAAAAAAAGAAAGUAGAGAACAGUGAGAGUGGCGUGUCCAACGGAAGGCAGAACGCUGGUUCACAUUGAACUGAAGACGCACUGCGAACGCGCGAUUGUCUUGAGACCGACGCUCUCUCGAUUUGCCGUCUUAUCUCUCUUUCUUCUGCUGCCAUGGUCCUACGGCGAUUGUCGUUCGCCGCGUCGAACGUUUGCUUCCAGCGAAAUGGGCGUUGCCAUCUCGACUGACACUCUCUGCCGCUACGGCGAUGCCUAACCAACGUCGCUGGCAUGUCUGUAGCGGGCGGUACGCUCGCCACCGUCUCUGGACGCAGCGUGGAAUCGCCCACAGCGUUCAGAGUGCUUCUGCGUUCGCAAGCACUCCGUUCGCCGUUCCGCGAGGUCCUCUCUCUUUGCCUGCCUUUUUUCUCCUACUCUCUCCUGGCUCGACGCACUGCCUCAGGCAUAGUUUCUUUUCUCCGUUCUUAGUUCUCAACAUUUUUUUUUUCUCGCCCUCCGCUUUUUCGACUGUCUACCUCCGCCCUCCCUGCGACGGACGACAUCCUCCACUCACUACUCUCACACACACCCAACCGAAGCAAGCCCUUCUCUCCGCAUAA